UCCUCGUAGUUGACGAGCUGCUGCCGGUUUCUGUCUCCUUGUCGCGGCCUGCGUUGUUUGACCCGGCGCGGCGCCCCUAAGGAAAGUGACACUGAGCCCGGCACUGGGACAUGGGAGGCAGCGGCAGCACGCGGAGAGUCUCGUUCGAGGCCGACGAGAAUGAUAACAUCACGGUGGUGAAGGGAAUCCGGCUGUCUGAUAAUGUUAUCAACCGCAUGAAAGAGCCAUCUUCUCCUGUUCCCACGACUCGGCCUCCAUCUCAGCAAAAAACACCUAUUAGUGACCCAAUCUCUCCUACAUAUGCAGUUAAUGAAGAAGAACUACGAAGAAAGAUUGCAGAGGAGCUGGCUUUAGAACAAGCAAGAAGGGAAUCUGACAAUCAAAAGAGAUUGGAGCAAGGCAAAUUACUGGUGCAGGAUGAACUUGGGAGAGCUUUAGAGCGAGAGCGAGCGUCCUCCACAGAGCAACUCACCAGGGCUGUGCUGCGAGAGAAAGCAGCCACCGAGGAGGAGCGUCUCAAAUCGAAGACCUUUGCAAAGAAGCUGGAGGAGAAGGAGCGAGAACUAAAGAAACAGGAUGCUUACUACAAGGAUCAGCUGGCCAGACUGGAAGAGAGGAGCGCUCAGUUUUACAAAGUUACCACCGAAGAAUACCAGAAGGCCGCCUCUGACGUGGAAACUAAAUUCAAGAGGUAUGAGGCUCAUCCAAUUUGUGCUGACCUGCAGGCGAAGAUUCUCCAGUGCUAUCAGCAGAACCCACAGCAGACGCUGAGCUGCUCUGCAUUGGCCAGGCAGUACCUGCAGUGUGUUAACAGCGCCAAACAGACCAUGCUUGGAAGAGGCGGCUAGACCCUGCGUGUUCAUAAUAAUGAAGCAUAUCUGGGCUUGUUGUGACGGGAGGCUGCACAAUAUCCAAUGGAAGUGAAUGCAUCAAAGAAAGUAGUAGUAUGUCCUCACACUUAUGUAUGCACUACCUGUCAUCCCCUAUCCGCUGAAGGAACCUGUAUACAUUUAUAUUCCGGAAUACGGGUUUGUGAGCACCCCAGUGCUCCUGCUAUUAUGCAACAGAUUCUCUGACUAUGACCUGUUUUCAUUUACCAAGUGUAAAAUCGUGAUUACAUCCCAAAGCAUUCUCUCGUUUAACCUUUCUGUUAAAAUGAUGUCUCUGGUGCCGCUUUUAUUUAAGGAGAAAUUGCAGCUCUAUCUGCUGUGCUGUACUGUUGCAUAUCAGUACAUGUGCACUAUUUGACUUUCACACCUGGAUUCCUAAUUAAAUAAAUAUAUUUUCUGAAUGAGA
Messenger RNA from Spea bombifrons (plains spadefoot toad), 1296 nucleotides. RefSeq names its product coiled-coil-helix-coiled-coil-helix domain containing 3 (gene CHCHD3). The coding region runs from base 111 to 848 and encodes 245 amino acids. NCBI's taxonomy places the organism in Eukaryota, Metazoa, Chordata, Amphibia, Anura, Pelobatidae. The transcript has 8 exons. The record is from RefSeq and is a predicted model, not a curated record. Gene Ontology annotation, cellular component: mitochondrion; MICOS complex. Gene Ontology annotation, biological process: inner mitochondrial membrane organization.